This is a messenger RNA of Pungitius pungitius (ninespine stickleback), 5417 nucleotides long. RefSeq names its product glutamate receptor, ionotropic, N-methyl D-aspartate 2Ca (gene grin2ca). Gene Ontology annotation, molecular function: NMDA glutamate receptor activity. The transcript has 13 exons. Bases 1106 to 5362 code for a protein of 1418 amino acids. Gene Ontology annotation, biological process: excitatory postsynaptic potential; monoatomic ion transport; long-term synaptic potentiation. The record is from RefSeq and is a predicted model, not a curated record. Gene Ontology annotation, cellular component: NMDA selective glutamate receptor complex; plasma membrane. Lineage: Eukaryota; Metazoa; Chordata; Actinopteri; Perciformes; Gasterosteidae.
CCGGCCAGUGAUGCCAGAGUGACAGCUGACGGAGGAAGGAGGGGGGGGGGGCAACCGGGACAACAAGUGACCGAAAGAAGACCCAACAAGGUGUGUUCCCUGGAAGAGGCAGGGGGGGGGGGCAGGGAGCUACACUUUCUUUGUUUUAUAAAGAAGAUUCCAAACUCCAGCUGGCUGGCAUCUGCCCCCCCUCCCCACCCCCCCACCGUCAUCUGUGAGCUGGAGCGUCCACUCGUUCUCUUUGAUGGGGGGGCCGCAGAGGAGGGCGAGGAGGAAGGAGGACGGAGGACAUUGAGACGAGGGUCACCCUCGUUGGACCGGCCCGAGACGGAUGGGAGGGGAGGACGGGUGUCUGUGGGGACAUCUGUGUCCAUGUGAGGUGGGGGCGGGCGAGGACCAGGGGAUGCUGAUAUUUUUUUUUGGGGGGGGGGGGGCAUUGACAACACAGUGAAAGUUUUCUGAAGUCUCCGUUCUGCAGCCAAAGAGAGGAAUUAUCUUUGUAUUUUUUUGCCCAAGCGGUGAGCAGCUGCUGAAGGUCUUUGAAAAAGGGAAAAAGCUGCUUUUCACAUAAAUGUGCCCCGCGGAAGGGUUCCGCCGCAAGGCAUUCUGGGACAUCUCACUUCUGAGGUAAACUCUGGUUCUAACCUGGGACAUUUAGCCAAGAGCUCAAACUGUGGACAUCAACGAUUUGUUCAUCUGCCUCCUCCUCCGCGCACCUGCUCACUUUGCUGCCCCCCCCUCUCCAUCGCUCCAUCCAUCCUGCCCCCCCCAUACACACACACACACCUCCCCCCCCACCCCCCUUCUCACCAGCGAGUGAAAAUGUGACCUUCUGCCAAAAGUGCUGGAAACCAUGCCACCAUCACAGCGGGUUCCUCUGCUGCUGCCACUGAAAUAGACUCAAACAAGUGCAGUGGGGGAGUGGAGGGUGAGAGGAAGAGGGAGGGGGGGGAGGUAAGGGAAAGAGGAGAAGAGGGCCAAAAGAAGGGGGGAGAGAAAGAAGAGGAGAGGGAGAAAAAUAACCAGCCGGAGCGGCGGACACGGGAUGAGUGAAGACGAGGCGGCGCUGGAUGAGGAUUGCCAACACAGGCAGUAGGUGACUGAGAUGGGCGUUCGUCUGGGCUGUUUGAGCGACUCCCCGUGGUGGCCGCCGCCCCCGCCCCCGCCGCUGCUGCUGCUGCUGCUGGUGCUCUGCGGCGGCCCCCACUGCUCCGGCCGGCCGUUCGGGGUCCCCGCGCCCUCCGUCAACGUGGCGGUGGUCUUCAGCGGCUCGGCCUACCAGGCGGAGAUCAAGGGGCGGCUCAGCCGGGAGAACUUCCUGGACCUGCCGCUGGAGGUGAACCCCAUCACCGUGCUGGUGAACAACACCAACCCGCGGGCGCUGCUCACCCGCAUCUGCGACACGCUGUCCGCCAACCGCGUGCAUGGCGUGGUGUUCGAGGACAACGUGGGCUCCGAGGCCGUGGCGCAGAUCUUGGACUUCAUCUCCACGCAGACGGCCGUGCCCAUCGUGGGGAUCAGCGGCGGCUCCGCCGUCGUGCUGCCGUACAAGGGCGAGGGCUCCAACUUCCUCCAGCUGGGCUCCUCCAUCGAGCAGCAGAUCAACGGCAUGUUCAAGGUGAUGGAGGAGUACAACUGGGACAGCUUCGUGGUCAUCACCAGCCUGUACCCGGGCUACGAGAGCUACGUGGACUACGUCAAGUCCUUCACGGACACCAGCUACUUCACGUGGGAGCUGCAGGACGUGCUGACCUUCGACAUGUCCGCCGACGGCAUGAACGACGUGCGGGCGCGGCGGCUGCUGCAGCAGAUCGACGCCCAGGUGCUGCUGGUCUACUGCUCCCACGAGGAGGCGCAGUACCUCUUCACCAUGGCGGCCGAGUCGCGGCUGGUGGGGCCCGGCUACAUCUGGAUCCUCCCCAGCCUGGCGGUGGGGAACCCGGACAUCCCCCCGCCCGAGAGCUUCCCCGUGGGCCUCAUCGGCAUCAUCACGGACCGCUGGAGGAUGAGCCUGCGGAAGAGGGUGCGGGACGGCGUGGCCAUCGUGGUGAAAGGCGUGCAGAGCUUCAGGAGACAGAGGGGCUUCGUUCCCGAGGGCCACAGCGACUGCCUCAACCCCAGCAGGCCGCCGGCCGCCAACGACACGCUGUUCAGGCACAUGCUGAACGUGACGUGGGAACACAACGACUUCUCCUUCAACAGCAACGGCUACCUGGUGAACCCGGCCAUGAUCAUCAUCACUCUGGACCGAGAGCGCCUGUGGGACAAGGUGGGGACCUACGAGAUGGGGAUCAUGCAGAUGAGAUACCCGGUGUGGCCGCGGUACGGCUCCUACCUGGAGCCGGUGUCGGACUACAGGCACCUGACGGUGGCCACGCUGGAGGAGAGGCCCUUCGUCAUCGUGGAGGCGGUGGACCCGCAGACCGGCACCUGCGUCAGCAACACCGUGCCCUGCCGCCGGCAGUCCAACAAGACCGAAACCAUUGUGGGUCACACCGAGCCCUACACCAAGCUGUGCUGUAAAGGCUUCUGCAUCGACAUCCUGAAGAAGUUGUCCCGCACCAUAAAGUUCUCCUACGACCUCUACCUGGUCACCAACGGCAAGCACGGCAAGCUGGUCCGAGGCAUCUGGAACGGGAUGAUCGGAGAGGUGUUCUACAAGCGGGCGGACAUGGCCAUCGGCUCGCUGACCAUAAACGAGGAGCGCUCCGAGAUCAUCGACUUCUCGGUGCCGUUCGUGGAGACGGGCAUCAGCGUGAUGGUUGCCAGGAGCAACGGCACCGUCUCGCCGUCGGCCUUCCUAGAGCCGUACAGCCCGGCGGUCUGGGUGAUGAUGUUCGUCAUGUGUCUCACCGUGGUGGCCAUCACGGUCUUCGUCUUUGAGUACUGCAGUCCGGUCGGAUACAACCGCAGUCUGGUCAGUGCCAAAGAGCCCGGGGGCCCCACCUUCACCAUCGGGAAGUCUGUGUGGCUGCUGUGGGGCAUCGUCUUCAACAACUCGGUGCCCAUCGAGAACCCGAAGGGCACCACCAGCAAGAUCAUGGUGCUGGUCUGGGCCUUCUUCGCCGUCAUCUUCCUGGCCUCCUACACGGCCAACCUGGCGGCCUUCAUGAUCCAGGAGCAGUACAUCGACACCGUCUCCGGGCUGAGCGACAAAAAGUUUCAAAAGCCGCAGGAGCAGUACCCCCCGUUCCGCUUCGGCACGGUCCCGAAUGGCAGCACGGAGCGCAACAUAAGGAGCAACUACCCCGAGAUGCACUCCCACAUGGUCAAGUACAACCAGAGGGGCGUGGAGGACGCCCUCAACAGCCUCAAAACCGGGAAACUGGAGGCCUUCAUCUACGACGCCGCCGUCCUCAACUACAUGGCGGGCAAAGACGAGGGCUGCAAGCUGGUGACCAUCGGCAGCGGGAAGGUGUUCGCCACCACUGGCUACGGCAUCGCCCUGCAGAAGGACUCGCGCUGGAAGCGACUCAUCGACCUGGCCCUGCUGCAGUUCCUGGCUGAUGGCGACACCCAGAAGCUGCAGACCGUCUGGCUCACGGGCAUCUGCCGCAACGAGAAGAAGGAGGUGAUGAGCAGCAAGCUGGACAUCGACAACAUGGCGGGGGUCUUCUACAUGCUGCUGGUCGCCAUGGGCCUCAGCCUGCUGGUGUUCGCCUGGGAGCACCUGCUCUACUGGAAGCUGCGCCACUCGGUCCGCGAGGCGGAGCGGCUGAACUUCCUCCUGGCCAUCAGCAGAGGCAUCUACAGCUGCUUCAACGGGGUGGAGCACACCGACCACAGCGGCAGCAUGCCGAGUCCCGACGUCACUGCCAACUACACACAAGCCAACAUGCUGAAGAUGCUGAAGACGGCCAAGGACAUGGUGUCCUCCGCCAGGGUGGAGAACUCUCUGGACAACGCCACCAAGACAAUAGAGAACUGGAGCAGGCGGGGGGUGGACAACGUGCGGCUCGGCCUGCCCCCCCGAGUGACGGCGGCGGACGUGACUCACGGCCGCCUGCCGUACAUCUCCAGCAUCACGGACAACCACUCGCCGUACUCUCAGAGGGCCCUGACCCCCACCUUCCCGCUGCACUACGGGGACGCCACCACCCAGCCCCUCCUGGAGAAGCCCUGCGUGGUGACCCGACCCAACGCGCUCCGCUACACGCUGCCCGCCCGCAACGCGCACCACCUCAUGGAGCGGACCCUCCCCAUCUCCAGCCUGAGCAGUCCUCACAUCGCCAUGCGGGACCCGUCCCCCUCCGCCGCGUCCAACCCCCACCACGCCGGCAGGCUGUACGUGGAGAACCCGGCCCGGCGCCCAACGUCCCCGUUCGCUCCCUACAGGGAGUUCCAGGUGCCCGACAUCUACGUGGAGCACAAGGGGCCCCUGAGGAGGAAGUUCAGCUACCCGCCGGACUGCGUCAGCCGGAGGAGGCGGUCCCACGGCUACACGUUCGACGCCGCCGACCCCCGAGCCAGAGGCGACUACGACGAACCGCGGCCCUGCCUCGCCGAGUUGAGGGCCAACCACCUCCUGAGCAACCACGCCCCCGUCGGCGCCGCCAGGGCGUGCGCUCCGGGACACUACGCCGGGGGCAGCGCCAGCUGCAACUCCUGCAUGAAGUCCUACCUGGAGCCCGAGAUGGACGACAUGCCGCUGCUGGGGAAGGACAAGCUCAACCGCCGCGCCUCCUUCCUCAAGGCCACGUGGGGCAACGACAGGAUCCAUCAGGUGGACGAAACAAAGGCCUCCACCUCCGCGUCCUCCGCCCGCGUGGACAUGCCUGACCUGUUUCCUCGGGUGGUGGUGGCCAACCCGAAGCCCAACAAGCUAUACGGCAGCCUGGGACACAACCUGUCCUGCUACCCGCUGGCUGCAGAGCCUGCGUACUUGGACCCGGCCCACAUGGGCUCCUACCCUUACAAGCAGAAGCUCAAGUACACCGAGUCCACCAGGCUGCCCUCUUACAGGGAGGCCAUCCUGCAGAACGCCGCCGCCCUGCGCCGCUCCUCCUCCACGGUGGUGCACAGACACUACUCCACCUACCUGAACUCGUACACAGACUUGCCGGUGUACGUGGGGCCGCUGGCCCAGAGACCCGCCCAGUUCUACGACGGCUCCAAGGACGUGUGCCACUUGUUCCCCUGCGCCAGCCACUGCCCGGGUAACGCGGCGAUGCUGCCCCGCAUGGGGGACCGGCAGGUGGUUUACCACAACAACAUGUUCGGGGCCUGCGACGCCACGGGGAAGAGGGAGGAGCCGGGCUCCGGGGGCCGAGAGCGGAGGCAGGUGUUGGUGGCGCGCAGAGUCAACAGCCCCUACGUGCCAAAGCCCUGGGGCAGGGUGUCCAGCCUGGAGUCCGAGGUCUGAGCCUCCGUCCUGACUGGACCUCCACCAGCCUCUCAAACUGGGGGGGGGGGGGGGG